GAUGUUUGGAAAUGAAUAUGUAACGCUAAGGGAAUCGACAAGUUUAGUAUCGAAGGGAACUACUGGACUGAGAACUUGGCCAGCAGCUUUAUACUUUGCCGAAUUUCUUUUAACAGAAGAAAUGAGAAAUGUUGUAAAUGAUAAACAAAUUCUAGAAUUAGGAUCUGGAAUAGGAUUUCUUGGGAUAUUCUUGCAAAAGAUAAAUAGUAAAAUUAACUUUACGUUUACGGAUUGUAAUGAAGAAGUUCUUGAUAAUAUUAAGGAAAAUUUUAAAUUGAAUUUUUCAGAAACUCCCUGCAGAGCGAACAAACUAGAUUGGGAAGCCCUUGAUAAAUGUGAUAAUCUAACCACGGACAUCGUUUUAGCUACAGAUGUUGUCUACGAUCUACGAAUAAUAAAACCUUUAAUAAACAUUUUAAACAUUCUACUAAAGUUUAAUGAAAAUUGUCAAAUAUUUAUAGCAUCAACAAUAAGGAAUGAAGAUACCUCUGAGCUUUUUAAGAAGACUUUAGAUGAAAGUGAACUUUUAUUCCAAUUGUUAUCGCCAGCUAAUUGUGAUGAGAUAUUCCUUUACGACAGAACCGCUAAAUUUGAAAUAUUGAAGAUAUAUAAGAAAUAA
Dimorphilus gyrociliatus is the source of this 619-nucleotide messenger RNA. Lineage: Eukaryota; Metazoa; Annelida; Polychaeta; Dinophilidae. The record is from the annotation of a GenBank genome assembly.